Molecule: messenger RNA, 615 nt
Organism: Pieris macdunnoughi
Lineage: Eukaryota; Metazoa; Arthropoda; Insecta; Lepidoptera; Pieridae
Source: the annotation of a GenBank genome assembly
AUGGAUAAAAUAAUUACUUUAGAAGAAGUUAAGAAGCACCGGCGGAAAAACAGCGUGUGGAUAGUUAUCCACAAUGAUGUUUAUGAUGUAACAUCAUACCUAGAAGAGCACCCUGGUGGGGAAGAUGCUUUGUUAGAAGUAGCUGGUCAAGAUGGUACACAAGCCUUUGAAGAUGUUGGCCACAGUGAUGAUGCCAGGGAGAUACUAAAGAAGUUCAAGAUUGGAUCACUGCCAGUAGAACAGAAAUCAACAUUCCUUCACACAUGUUGCAAAGUGAAGCGUAAACAAAGCCGUUCCCAACACAGCUCAGAAUGUUCUAUGUGCUCAAGCGUCAGCUGUCCAAAUGUACCUCAUACGGAUAAAGAGGAAAAAACAUGGCGGACAUUCGACGGAUCUCCUUCAAGUGAUCGGCUUGACAGGAGAUACGAAAAGUCAAACGGGCCCACUCUUUCCACUAGUCCGUCCGUAGAAAGAAGGGUACAAUCUGUUGUCGUCCCACGCGAAAGACGUCCACGCGGCCCGCCAUGUGGAAGUUCCUCCCUGAAAUGGGCCGUAUUAGCGUUGGCUGGUGCAAUCGUAAUAGGCUUCGUCAUUAAGAAGGCGUUGGCUAAGUAA